Molecule: messenger RNA, 1204 nt
Organism: Aplysia californica (California sea hare)
Lineage: Eukaryota; Metazoa; Mollusca; Gastropoda; Aplysiida; Aplysiidae
Product: dual specificity protein phosphatase 19
Exons: 3
Coding region: 245-886 (213 amino acids)
Biological process (GO): protein dephosphorylation; regulation of MAP kinase activity
Cellular component (GO): cytoplasm
Molecular function (GO): JUN kinase phosphatase activity
Source: RefSeq, a predicted model, not a curated record
UCUUCCUCCUGUCUCCAACGCCAAUCUCGACUGCUGGGCGAAUGCUGAUUGUGGGAAAUGAGGAGUGGAGUCCUAGAGGUCUUGGUUCUUGAUCUUUAACUUGAGUACCAUCAGCAACACUCUAAACCUGAGUACAAAGACCUUCUUCUUUUGAUAAUAUGAACGACUGUUACGAUUUAUUACAGUAGUAAUCUCUUUUUGAUAUUUUAAAGAUUUUUACAGACACUCAACAAUAUUUAUCACCAUGGCUGGACAUGGAGUGAAACCACCACCUCUCAAUCUUGAUGAUGUGAAAGCUUUUGACAAAAGAGGUCUUAGGAAGACAGAAACUACAGUUACUAAUGCUGAUGGAUCUCGUGUGGUGGAAGGGAAGGAUGAGGAGGGCACACUUUAUCGGCGGCCAUCGGAGUCAAGCUGUCAUGGAUUUGUCGUGGAUACAGCAGAAGAUUUGCAAGUUGCAGAAGUAGAAGAGGGCCUAAUUAUGGGUUCUCAAGAUGUAGCCCAUGACUUUGAGACUCUGAAAAAGUUUGGUGUGACUCAUAUCCUCAACGUGGCCACAGGCGUGGAGAAUUUAUUCCCAAAUCAUUUUACGUAUCAGACUCAAGAAUUUCGCGAUUUGCCUGAAUUUCCAAUCUUCCAUGGCUUUGAAAAAGCCAUCAACUUCAUAGACGAAGGCCGCUCAUCUGGAGGGUGUGUUCUUGUUCACUGCAAUGCUGGGAUUUCCAGAUCGGCGGCUAUUGUCAUGGCAUACCUCAUCACAAAGAACAAGAUGUCUGUAAAUGAAUCAUUUUCUUAUCUCCGCUCAAAGAGACCCCCUACAUGUCCUAAUCCAGGCUUCCUGAUUCAGUUGCAGACUUUGUAUGAAUCACUCCAUCCGAAAGAAUAGGUAGCAGAUGAGUGUUCUAGCUAGAUUAUAACGCUAUUGUGCUAUCUUUCUCAACAUGUUUCUGGUCUUUUGAGAUAGUUAGCUCUAGAAGAUUUGAUAAGAUACAUUAUAUUUUAUUAAUCUCUCAUUUGAAGAAUUUGGCAGUGAGCUUUCACCAUUUUCCCCAACACAAAAUAUAUGAAUAACAUCAUAUCAACCUAUCACAUUCUCCCUCUGUCUCUCCCUGCCUCCCUCCCUUCAUUGCUCCCUCCCUUCUUCCCUUCCUCCCUGCCUGGCUCCCUUCUCCCCUUUCUUGCUGUCUCUCUCUUUGUCUAUCUA